AUGUCCAUCCCAAACCUCCACAUCGCAAGUGACCUAGCCAAUAAUAACCUUUUUUCCGAUGUCACUCCCAAGGAUCUCGAAUGGACACUGGCUUCUGGUUCUUCAACCGAAACACAGACAUUUUACUUGGCUACCAACGAAGGGCAUUUCGCCUUCGUACAAAUGAUUCACUCGACUGUUAGUUUAUGGAAUCCAACGAUCCAAUUUACUGCUCGAUUCUUCGGUGCAGGAAUCAAUACCUUCAAAUCCGUCAACAUGUCCAAUUUUAAACUUUCGUCAGAUCGUCGUUCAGCUACCGCAGACAAUAUGUCUAUUACUCUUAACCCUGAGUGUAAUAAGUAUACUGUCAGUUUGAAGCAUAAUCGUGAGUUGCUCGUUACGUUUGAUUUUGAAAGAAUAGAUCGUGGAUUCAAAAUCGGUGGUGGAAGGACUUAUUUCGGAAAGGAUAAGUCUACUGGAUUCGUUGAACACAAAUUUUGGCCCAAAGGUAAUGUCAAAGGCAACAUCGUAGUCGAUGGAAAAGCAUUUGACAUCUCUGGAACUGGGUUAUUUGUGCAUGCAAUUCAGGGAAUGCAACCACAUUUGAUCGCUUCUCGCUGGAACUUCCUUAAUUUCCAGUCUGAUUUAGCAUCUUUGGCGAUGUGUGAAUUCGAGACAACUCCUCAUUACGGGAGCAUGAAGAUAAACCAAGGAAGCUUAUUCGUGGGGGAUAAAUUGAUAGGUGUUUCGAUAAAGAAUGAAGCGGCCUUCCUGAAGACGAAUUUGGACCCUAGCACGGGCUAUCACAUUCCCGAAAGGAUUCGAUACACUUGGGAAGGAAUAACUCUAGAUUCAAAAAAAGUAUUCAAAGUAAGAAUGGAAAUUAAACCCGAAGUCCUUAUGGAUAAGAUUGAUGUGUUAAAUGAGGUUCCAUAUUUUUUGAGAAAGAUUGUGCAAGCUUUUGUUGCUAAACCUUAUAUCUAUCAAUGGUAUAACACAGCUACAGCUUAUAUUAAAAUUGGAGAGGAUGAAGAACUCGUAUCUCAAGGAAAACUGUUCAGCGAAGCUACUUUUAUUUCUUAA
Acaulospora morrowiae is the source of this 1062-nucleotide messenger RNA. Lineage: Eukaryota; Fungi; Glomeromycota; Glomeromycetes; Diversisporales; Acaulosporaceae. The record is from the annotation of a GenBank genome assembly.